AUGCCAGAGUUCGCGUGCCGCAGCGGCGCCUGCGUGCGCCUGGACGCGUACUGCGACGGUGAGGCGCACUGCGCGGACGGCAGCGACGAGCCAGCGCACUGCUCCGUGUGCAACCGCACGUACUACGGCCGCGUAGGCGUGGCGUACGCGGUGGCGGUGCGCUCGGCACCGCGCGCGCCCUUCCUGUGCCACCUGACGUUCACGGCGGGCGGGGGCGCGCACGGUGACCUGGUACAGCUGGCCUUUGACGAGUUCCGCGUGGGGCGCUACGAGCCGGGCGCCAUGGACGGCUGCCCCGACGGGUACAUGCAGCUGUCCGAGCUCGGGCGCCCGUUCACCGGCGGGUCGUGGUGCGGCGAGGCGGAUGGCGCCGCGCUCUACUACAGCGAGACAGCGACGGUCACCGUGUCGGUCAAACUGUUUCGCGCACGUCUCGGGGAAAAUUUUGGCUUCCGGUUGCGUUACAAAUUCUUGGCUCAACGCGAUGCUGUCGUCAGGUUCGGCGCGAUGGAGGCUCCGCUGGAGCGCGGCGCCGUGUCGCCCGGCACGUACUGCACGCGCACGUACGAGGAGUGCCACCGCAAGCCGUGCCGUCUGCAGAGCCCCAACUACCCCGGCAUGUACCCCAGAAACGUCACGUGCUACUGGAGUCUUCGGCAAAAAGACAUUCCGACGUGUAAACAUGCGAUGAUCUCUGUGCGACAAGAACAUUCUCACAAGAUGCAGAUUAAGCGCUCGAUAUCGAUGGCGAGCCUCAACAAGACGGGGCGCGUGGUGCGCGCGUGGCGCGAGUGCACGGGCGAGCGCGACCGCCUCAUCUUCUACGACGGCGCGUCCACGGACGACCCCGUGCUGGUGGAGUACUGCGGCGGCGACUGGCUGCCGCGCGUGACGUCACGCGGGCCCGAGAUGCUGGUGGCCUUCCACUCCUCGCCCUUCAGCGCGCCGCUGCGUCCGCCCGCACCCGCAGCGCCCCUGCGCGGCUUCGAGCUCGAUGUUGACGUCGUCUUCGCCGACUCCGACUCGCUCGACUACGCUAGAGAGGCACGACGUUGCGAGUUUCACGUCAAAGCUUCAUCGUCCGAGGAGGAAACGAACACUACCAUUGCGGGCAGCGGUCGCGGCCGCCGGGGCAAGCUGCGGGCACCCGCGCACACCCUGCCCCCCAACACCACCUGCACCUGGACGUUCCACGGCCGCCCAGGAGAUCUAGUUUGGAUUUACUUCUCGAGCUUCACGCAAUACUCACUGGUCGAGCCCCGCCGCAUCGAAAGUGCGGAGCGGGAGGAGGAGGGGGGCGUGGGCGCCACCCGGCCGCGCUCCGGGCGCGCGCGACCUGCGGCCGGCGCCUGCGCGGUCGAGCUGCGGAUCUGGGACGGCGGCGGGGCAGACGAGGCAGGGACGCGCGCGCUGGGCCGCUACUGCGACGCGGCGCCGGCGCUGCGCGCUGCGCUGGCCAAUGCGACGCGCGCGCCGCGGCCGUGCGCGCCGCCCGACGGGUACGUGUCGGCCGCGCCGCUCCUGUCACUGGCGGCCACCUCGCGCCCCGGCACCGCCACGCAUCCGCUCGAGUUCGCUUUACAUUACGAAUUUGUGGACGCGCGGCUCGAAGGAGCUCCUCUGCCCGAUGAUGGCCGACGUCCGCGAGCGUUGCCGAACGAUUGCGCUCGUUGGUUGACGACGCCAGGAGCGUUCGCGUCGCCGCGGAACGCUCUUUGGUUCGGGCGCGGGGGCGCGCGGCGGCUCCGCUGCGUGUACCGGUUGGAGGCGGCGGACGCGCGCGUGGCGCUGGAGUUGGUGUCGGCGUCGUUCGGUCGGGAGCCGCGCUGUGUGACGCGGUCGGACGCGCUCACCGGGCGCCUCGUGUGCGCGCCGGACCCACUGGACGCGCGCCCCGAGGAUGCUGACGUCAUCGACGAGGGUCUAGUCGACUUCGACGGCGAUGAUGAUACCCCAUUGCGAGUGCCUCAUUUAAAGAUAUAUGAAUCUCCGUGGCCCGGAUACAGGGUGCCCGUGGCCUGCAUCUGCGACAACGGCAGCGCGCCGCUGCGGCUGCAGUCGGGCGGCGGCGCGCUGGAGCUGGAGCUGGUCGCGCGCGCCCUCGCGCCCGCCGAGGACCAUCGCCACCUGCACUUCCGCGGCACCUGGGCGCGCGCCCCCGCGCCCGCGCCCCCGCCCGCCUGCGCCGCGCGCCGCCGUCUGCCGCCGCCGGGGGCGCGCGUGCACCUGCUUUACCCGUACAGAUUGGUGGCGGCGCUGCUGCGGCGGCGGCGGCGCGCGGGGGCCGACAAGCAGUUGCUGGGCGCGCUGGCGGCGGGGCGCCGGCUGACGGAGGAGCUGUUGUUCGACGCGUCGCGCGCGUCGUCAGCGGCGUCGUCCUGACGGCGGGAGCGCUCCGUCGAGUACAUCCACGUGGACCGCGAGACCACGGUGUGACGGAGCGCCCCGCCCUCGCGAUGUGAUACGGUGUGCACUAGUUCUCCUGUUGCGUUGUUUCCCUGGCGGCGCGCGUGUCUGCCACUUUGGUUUAUGGUUGCGUGAACUACUGGCGCGCUCGUCGCGUGUGUACUCCCAGUGUGAAGUGAGAAUUGGUUGUGAGUUGACGUUCAGCCAACAAAGCUCAUUGGUGCGCCUGCGUGGUGCAGUCGGUGGCAGUGUACGGAGGACACGCACUGAACUCGUCUCAUAGAGGAGCGUCGCUGGCGGCCUGUACGACCGCGGAGUGCGCUCUGUUGCUCAACUUAUUGUUUGUUUCCUUUGUUGUGUUUGGUUGUACUGUUAAUAUAUUUAUUGACGAACUAUCCCGUCCCUCGUUUCACCUAAGUUAUGAAACUAAAAUAAAACACAUAGUUCAAAUCUAAGAACAUAA
Messenger RNA from Spodoptera litura, 2869 nucleotides. NCBI's taxonomy places the organism in Eukaryota, Metazoa, Arthropoda, Insecta, Lepidoptera, Noctuidae. The record is from RefSeq and is a predicted model, not a curated record.